Messenger RNA from Penicillium waksmanii, 213 nucleotides. RefSeq lists its product as uncharacterized. The transcript has 2 exons. The record is from RefSeq and is a predicted model, not a curated record. Lineage: Eukaryota; Fungi; Ascomycota; Eurotiomycetes; Eurotiales; Aspergillaceae. Bases 1 to 213 code for a protein of 70 amino acids.
AUGGAGUUCGCGGACUUGUGUGUCUGGGCUGGAUCCUGGCCGAGUCCUGGCGCACAAGCUCGCCGCCGUGAAACUUCGGGCGAUGACGGCGUUUCAGCUCCUUUGCUGUUGCUGAGCGACUCAACAUGCCUCAACGCGGGCCGACAGAGGCCUGGACCGAUGUUUGUUGUCUGGACCAUCUAUCUCAUCGUCACAGGUAGCCCCGGCGCUUAG